Phyllotreta striolata is the source of this 438-nucleotide messenger RNA. Lineage: Eukaryota; Metazoa; Arthropoda; Insecta; Coleoptera; Chrysomelidae. The record is from the annotation of a GenBank genome assembly.
AUGUCCGGCCGUUUUCCCUAUUUCGCCAAAGGUCAAGUCACCAAAGGCUUCGGCAGGGGCUCCAAGAAAUUGGGCUGCCCCACCGCUAAUCUGCCCCCCGAAGUGGUGAACGAAUUACCCGAUGACUUCGGCACGGGAGUUUACUACGGAUUGGCCCGAGUGGCCGGGGACAAAGUUCGAAAAAUGGUGAUGAGCAUCGGAUGGAAUCCCUACUUCAAAAACGAAAAGAAAUCCAUGGAGGUGCAUAUAAUGCACAAAUUCGAUGAGGAUUUCUACGGGAAGGAGCUGAAAAUCGCUAUAUUGGGGUACAUCAGGCCGGAGAGGAACUUCGAUUCCAUGGAUUCCUUGAUAGAAGCCAUUAGAAAUGAUAUAAAAGAAGCUGAAGAGAAGCUGGAGGAAGAACGGAACAAGGUCUUCGUAAACCAUCGGUUUUUUUAG